Messenger RNA from Colletotrichum orchidophilum, 2049 nucleotides. RefSeq names its product modin. The record is from RefSeq and is a predicted model, not a curated record. The transcript is spliced from 2 exons. The coding region runs from base 1 to 2049 and encodes 682 amino acids. NCBI's taxonomy places the organism in Eukaryota, Fungi, Ascomycota, Sordariomycetes, Glomerellales, Glomerellaceae.
AUGGCCAUGGAGGGCAUGAGCGAAGCACAAUUCAACCAAACUCUGCAGCAAAUCAACGACAACAUCAACGAUGAUGACAAGGAACUGUUUGUUGCCAUUGUCGCUCUCGUCAUCUCCAUCGUCGCCUUACUUGCCUCCCUCCUACAAGUCGCCCAACAAUACUUCGCCUCCGCCGCUGGCUAUUCAAGCUGUGGCAGCAAGGUGAUAGGCAAAUGGUCCGAAUCCAAGCAGCGUAAGAUCAAGUUCACCGAGUUCCGAUUCGAGGUUCUCUUCGAAGCUCCCGUCAUUUUCCUGUGCCCUCCCACCAACAAGAAGGGCCCCGUCAAGGACCAGCCCAUCAUAUUCAUCGACGGUUCGGAAAAGAGCUUGCUAGACAGCAGGUCAGAACUCCGAGACCAAACGGACGUUUCCGAUAAGGAGCUCGCCAAGCAGUCAGUCCACACGGCCGACAAUGAGCGGGCUUCGUGGGUGGCGCUGCUCUCCGCCUUGCAAAAAAUGGAACAUGAUUCUAGGGAAUGGCAGAAGGAACAAUACAAGGGCACAGUCUACCAGGAGCCACCAAAAGCACCUGCUCAGCUCGAGAGUCCAGAAGACGUCAAUAAUGUCCUCAAAGCAGUCAGCGACAAGUAUACUCUGACGGUCGCCGUUCAGAAGAAGCGCAGGAGCUGGGACACAAUGCCGACCAACGUCAAGAAGCCUUACGCCACAACGGCGUGGUGCCAUAUGGUAGAAAUGCUGGCUAUGCUUGGCGUUUACUGGGUCGAGUUCAACAGGACCAAUGAUAGAUACCGAGCAGAAGGCAAUGGCUACACUGUCACGGGGGAGAAAGUCAGUGAUCUUGGCAUCAUGUUCACAUUUCAAGUUCAUGGACGCAAUCGAUUCGAGAACAACCGCGUCAUACCCGUGGACGAGACCAAGGAGCUCUGUUUUGGCUUCCUCCCAACCAUUUACCGGGCAACGUCAGACAAUCGACGUCUAAAGUUUCCCAACGAUGAGCCCCGCGACUUGUCGACCUUGAACUUUGCCAGUAACCAUGAAAUCGCCGAAACGCUAGUUUUGAUCGGCUGCAACACCAACACUGUCAACUACUUUUCCACAACGUCGACGGCCAGGGUUGGUCAUUUGUUUCCCGUCGCUUUCGAGAUAGUGGGCAUGUUGGGACGUACGCUUCACAUCGAAAAAAGUGCGUUCCAUUUACUGCCUAACCCGACCCACUAUCGAUGGGACACGAAGAAUUUCUCCUUGACCAGACUGCUGGAUGCGUACACUAUGCAAAUGAACAAGCUGAACUCGGAUCAGCCGAGUCCUAGCCUCGUGGGCCGAGCUAUUAGAAGGAAUAUCCGCAAGAUCAAUGGGCUGAUUAAGAAGCAUACUGCCAUUGGCAAUUGGCCAAGCCUGCCCCUCAUGGACGCUCUGCACGAGGCUCUCGACGACACAGAUGAGAUCCUGACGGCAAGGGCCAAGAUAUCUCGACCGACAAGAAAGUCCUCGGUUUUCGAGGGGAACGCUGAAGGGGCAAAUGAGAGCGCACGACGUGAAAUGGUACAAGAUGUGUUACGCAGUCAUAUCCAGGAGGUCCUCGGGGGCUUUAACGAGAAGUCGGAAAAGCCGGCGCAGACACCUCCUGGCAGCACCUCAACUAUCGAAAACAGAGUAAGAAGUCAGCUUCGAUUCGAAGAUAUCGACGCCGCACCACCGGAACUCAAGCAGGAGAAGCUAAUGGAGGUUUACUUCCGCUUGGUGCGGAGAAAGGUAGUCGAAGUGUCUCGAGAAUCAUCAGACAGGCGCGAACAACCCGCUGUGGGUUUCGGCGGUCUCAGGAAACGAAACCAGACCAACUUCAGUACCCGAACUGUCGAAACGAUAGAUGAUGAAGAACCAAUCAUACUAUAUGAGUUGGGCGAGGAGCACGUCACCCACGAGGAUAUUUGGUGCACGCUUGUUUUCCGCAUGAUUUGUUGGCUCAUGCUACACGAUUUCCACAAGAAAGAUGUCCAAGUAUCGAAGAGCGAGCUUUUGGGUAGCCGAUUACCAGUGUACAUCUCAUAG